AUGAAUCGUUUAGCAUUUAGUGAUUUCCAUGCACAGCACUUUGGGCCAGAACAAAAAGCUUAUUGGCAGAAUAUGCUUCAACAGCAACAAUACUAUCAACAAAAUGCAUACGAUUAUUACCAAUACGAAACCGAUGAAUUACAGAAGCACGACCAGCCAGAGGAUGAGCACUACUCUCCAGAAGAGGAGGAAGAGGGGGAAGAGGAGGAAGAGGAGCACCAACCGUCAAAAGAAGCAAUAGAAAUCUUUCAAUUUUCAGAAGCAUAUCAGAAAGAAAAGGAGCUAGAGCGAAUCAGUCGAGAAAAGGACGACAUGGAGGGCAUGCAAGGUUGGCAGUACGAUGAAUCAACAGUGCUCUGCAGCGGCGGCGUGGAAGCACCAACGACAAGCCUUGUCUUAACGCAGCCAAGAUCAACGCACGAAAAGAACCGAAUUCAAGAAGAAAUGCUGAAUUCUGCAUAUCUGGAUAGCUGUAGAAACUACGAUAACCAAGAAGCUGUUGUUCUCUGGCCUGUUCUCCCUUUUCGAUUCUAG
Mucor velutinosus is the source of this 534-nucleotide messenger RNA. RefSeq names its product tetrahydrofolate synthase. Bases 1 to 534 code for a protein of 177 amino acids. The record is from RefSeq and is a predicted model, not a curated record. Lineage: Eukaryota; Fungi; Mucoromycota; Mucoromycetes; Mucorales; Mucoraceae. The transcript has a single exon.